Planococcus citri (citrus mealybug) is the source of this 1893-nucleotide messenger RNA. Its product is annotated as esterase E4-like. The transcript is spliced from 10 exons. Gene Ontology annotation, molecular function: serine hydrolase activity. The coding region runs from base 226 to 1848 and encodes 540 amino acids. NCBI's taxonomy places the organism in Eukaryota, Metazoa, Arthropoda, Insecta, Hemiptera, Pseudococcidae. The record is from RefSeq and is a predicted model, not a curated record.
GUCUAGGUAGGUAGGUACGCUACGUACGUAAAUCGAAAACAUAACAUGCCUAUACGUGAACGAUUCACGGUUGUCAAAAAAGCUUGAAUGAUAUCGAGUUAGCAUUGUACUUUAGCAUAUUGAAGAUAAGAUGGCCAAAUAUAUUUCAAUAGUAUUCUUCACUAAAAAAAAAUACUCAUUCCACAAACGAAACGAUGAAAUCAAAUUGAAAACUAACGCGAAAAAAUGUCUGAAAGAAUAAUCGUUUCUGUGAAGGAAGGAAAAAUUCGCGGUGUUAAAAAAAUAUCUCCGUUCUCGGGAGCAGAAUAUUAUUCCUUCUAUGGUGUACCCUACGGGCAACCGCCGACCAAUGCAUUGAAAUUUAAAGACCCAGUAAGAGUGAAACCAUGGAAAGAUGUGUACGAUGCCACAAUUCAGAAACCAGGCUGCGUACAGUUCUCCUUGCUGUUUUGCCGAUUUAUGGGAACAGAAGACUGUCUGUUUAAUAACAUUCAUACACCAGAACUGCCAACCAAAUCCACAACUCUGAAGCCUGUCAUUGUAUUAAUUCAUUCGGGAUCAUUCCUUCAUGGUUCGCCAAAUGAUGAUCAUUUCGGCAAUCCCAGUUUUGUUAUGCACCAAGGCGUAGUAUACGUUGGUGUUGCGUACAGAUUGCACGUACUAGGUUUCUUAAACCUAGGACUGGAAGAAUGUUCUGGCAACCAAGGCAUUAAAGAUAUCAUACUGUCCCUUUAUUGGAUCAAAGACAACAUAAGCUCUUUUGGAGGCGAUCCAGAGAACGUUACUUUAAUCGGGAAUAGUAACGGAGCAGUAAUAAUUCAUAUAUUGAUGUUGUCACCAGCAGCAAAAGGUUUAUUUCAUAAAGCUGUUAUCAUGGCCGGAACUUUAUUCGAUCCCACUGGCUUUAUUCAAGAUACAAACCUAGACCGAGCUUUGGAAAUGGCACAAUUGCUAGGUUAUCGAGGAGGCAUUGAUGAUAGAAAAAAACUACUAUUAUUUUUCAAAAAGACGAAUAUUAUAUCAAUUAUUGACAGUCACAGGCAACUUCAAAAAGAAUUCCAUAAGGAUAUCGCUCCAGUACUCCCUACAGGCAUAUUUUUACCAACUAUUGAUCAAGGUAAAAACGCGGUGCUUCCGGUAUUUCCGAGAGAAUUGAUACCAUCGACAAGCCGAAUUCCGCUUAUUGUAGGAUACGGAGAUUUGGAGACUGUUUUAGGAUUUUGUCCGGGGUUUAUGAGGGAAAGUACAUUGAAAAAUAUUAAAAAGUCAAUCAGUCAAAAUAGUUGGGGAUGGGGAAGAAACCUAAGCGAUGAAGAUUUGAAACUUAUAAAUGAACAAAUUGAAUCGUUCUACUUGCAGGGAAAACCAAUAGAAAAUGCUCUGAUAUCCAAAUUGAUCGAGAUUCAAACCGGAGCAUUCAUGUCAGAUGUUUACGACACGUUAAUUAAUGUUGUCGCAUCUACUCCCGAUACACCAGUAUUUCUUUAUAGAUUUCAAUUCGAAGGAGAAAUGACCACCAUGAAAAGUAAAUUUACAAGUCUAUUCGACGAACGACUGGAAGGAACUUUCCACGGUGAUGAUUCAUCUUACUGGAGUUGUCUCGAUGAACCACGAAAUGAAAGAACGAAACAAAUGAUAGAAACGUUCACGAAAUUGAUUAGCACAUUCGCACGAACAGGCGAUCCUAAUUUUGAAAACUUGCCAGUGCAGUGGAGACCUACAAAACCUGAUUCGCCAUGUUAUCUGAGCAUAAAUAAUAAUCUGGAAGUGGUAGACAACCGGUUUCAUAAUGAAAAAUUCGAGUUUUGGGACAGAAUUAAAAAACAAUUCUCAAAAAACAACGAAUAAGAAAGUAUUAUAAAUCGCUUUGUAGAAAAUUUUAGAAAAUUUCAA